Molecule: messenger RNA, 1411 nt
Organism: Cladocopium goreaui
Lineage: Eukaryota; Dinophyceae; Suessiales; Symbiodiniaceae
Source: the annotation of a GenBank genome assembly
UUAUCCCAUCCAUACAGAAUCUCCUCUUCCGUAGCUUCCGAAGCUCUGUGGAAGCAUCGAUAUGCUUUCCCUGCUGGCCAGCGCUAGCACGGAACAAGUCGAGGCAGCUCAAGACGUGACAGUCGUGGCUACGACACUCCUGCUGUUGGCAGGUGGUGCGAGUUUGCUGAAGCAGUCCGGCUGCCGCCGUCGAAAGGACAGCAAGGUGGAUGAAGCCCCACAGAUCAAUUGGCGGAAGACAGCCAACUUUGAGCGCCGAUAUUCUCAGACGGAUGUGGUUGACGAUGCUCAAACGUGCUGGAAUUUCGACUAUGGCAGGUACAAGUACACGGGCCUAAGGCCUGAGCCCUUGGAAGAGGCAGAGCCACCACACCCCUUGACCUUGGAGGACGCGGAUCAGCUUCAACUUCCCGAGUUGCGCGAGGGUGAGGACGUGAAGCUUCAAGAGUUGGAGGAUUUGGUGGAAGACUUACGCCUUCAACAGCGGCAUCGGGUUGACCGAUGUACCCUCUUACGCUUCUUACGUGCUGAGAAGGGCAAGGUCGUCAAGGCCAACAAGAAAAUGCGCGAGGCGAUCGCAUGGAUCGAGGAGAAUGAUGUGCUCAACGCCAUUGACACCUGGAAUUUGGAGGCCUAUGAGAAGUGCUUGGCGCCCUGGUGGCUCUCUGGCGGAUUUCUGGGACAUGGCCUGCACGGUGAGCCUGUUGCUUUGGAACGGCUAGGCCGAUGCUCAUGGCCGAAGCUUUCGAAUCGCUUGGACUUCGAGGUUUUGAAGAAGCUGGAUAUCAUACAUUGCCGUAGAUGUUUGGCAGCUCUAGAGGAGGAUUCCGUAAGACGUGGAGUACCCUUCAGUGGAGUCACACUGGUGAUUGACCUGAAAGGUUUUAAAUGGUCCGACGCACAAUUUAGUGCGGCCUGGACACUCUCAAAGAUGGUGGCUUGCAGGAGCCACCUUUUGCCAGAGACUUGUCACCGAAUACUCUUCGUCAGGGUACCAACUCCUUUUGCAAAGGCCUGGUCCAUGUUCAGCUACCUCUUGGAUCCUGGAACUAUCGCAAAGGUCCAAAUGGCCACAGAGUCGGAGACCAUCUCUUUACUGAGAAAGUUCAUCGGGGAUGAAGUUAUCCCGGCGUAUCUUGGAGGACAGCGACAUACAGAGGGUGACCCAUAUUGCAGAAAAUUGCUUGCGCCUGGAGGCUUUCCCCCGGAGGAAGCGCUUCAAAGGUUGGAAAGGCUCAUCGCAGGAGAUGAUGUCUAUCGGCCGCCACAUCGCAGAGGUGAAGCGUUUCAAGGCUCUGAAGGUGCUCGGUGUUGCUCCAUUUGUCCAAUGCAAUGACUUCAAGUCGCAUUUCCGUAAGACAAUGAGAAGUGACCGCCAGCAGGGCUACUGUUUGGGAACAUUUUGUUGUGG